Messenger RNA from Nasonia vitripennis (jewel wasp), 2085 nucleotides. RefSeq lists its product as uncharacterized. Bases 1 to 2085 code for a protein of 694 amino acids. Lineage: Eukaryota; Metazoa; Arthropoda; Insecta; Hymenoptera; Pteromalidae. The transcript has a single exon. The record is from RefSeq and is a predicted model, not a curated record.
AUGGACAGUGGAAAUAACGUUGCCUCGGAGCCGAGGGGAGCUGUGGAUGUGACCUCAGCAGCUCCAAUCGGGGCGGAGUUAAACGCCGAACCUUGCGAAGGUCGCAACCAAAGGAGGGAGGCUGCCUUAAGUGCUCAAACACGCCGGCGAAAUUCGGCCCGCCGAGCUCGGAAUGCCCAACAGGCUGACGAGCCCGGCGAUGAUGAGGAAAUAGAGACACACGGGCCUCUAACUAUCCGGACGUCGGAGCCGAUGGAGAUUGUCGCAAUAGCGAAAAACCCACAGGCCUGUCCCAAAUGCCUGCAGGGAGGUACCCAACUUCUCUGCAUGGGCAGCUGGGAAUUAAGCAGGCACAUUAAUAAAGAACAUCCGUCAGUCGACGUGACCUGGGUGUGCGGUGCUUGUCAAAGGCGCUGCACAACGCUCAGGUCGUGGAGCUGUCAUGUUCUUCACUGUAAGGGGCGACAAGAACCAAAGGAUCUGCCGUUCAAAUGUGAGCAUUGCAGCUUGUCGUUUGACUCGCAAAUCGGACUCUCUCAGCACGAGAGGCAUGUCCAUCCAGAGGUGCGAAACGAUAAGCGCGCGGCAGAGGCCAAUAAGCCAAAGGGCAAGAGUGGCCGUAGGCCUUCUAUAUGGUCCGACGAAGACUUGCUGCUCAUCCGGGAAUUAGAGAGCGAAUACCACGGAGCUCGAAAUAUCAAUGAAAAAAUAGCUGAACAUUUCCCGGAUAGAACAGGCAGACAGGUGUCGGACGCCCGGAGGCGAAAGGAUUAUGCCGCGCUCCGAGGGAGAGGAGGCCCGCAAGGCCCAGCAGAAGGAGUCGAGGCCAUUGAAGAGGUAGACGAAGGCGAAAUCCCUGAGGGGGAAGAGCUGGUCGCCACCGAUGGCGCUGCGUUGGAAAGCGGCCCCCCGGAGAAUGGAGGGAGCGCACCCGCAGAACAAGUCAAUGCGCCCGCGCUGGAAAGCAGUUCUCAGCAAGAUCGAGAGUGCAGCCCGGCAGUGGGGUCCGAUGAACAAAUCGAGGACAGCAGUGACGACGACGAAUUCAGCGACGCAUUAGGAGAAAUAUCACUCCCAGAACCUCUCUCGGUUGAACGCACAACAAUCUCACCACCUCCUCGAGAUGACUGGAAAGGCCCAAUGAGGUGGGAGAUUUGCAAUGCGAGCGAAGAAGCCGGAAGUUACGCGAACUGGGUGACUGGACUGCAGGAGCUAGUCAGGAACAAUGCGCUGAGUGAAAUAGGACUAGACUCCCUGUAUGACCAGCUCAUCCAGAUUAUGCGGCACCCUUCCGAUGACAACGAACAGGAUCACCUUCAAUUGAACGCUAGAGGCCCCCCACGAAGGGGCCACCGCAAGAACCGACGGCGCCGUCGUCUCACGGCCGCUGAUCGAAAGCGGUUUGCCUUUGCCAGGUGCCAAGAUCUUUGGAACAACAACCCAAUGAAGCUAGCCGAGUUAGUGAUUGCCAAUGACCUGUCUAUUCUCCAAAGCCGCCAAGCGCCAGGUAGAACGGAGACACAGACUCUGUACAACGAGCUGUGGGGGAGGGUCGGACCUAAUAUCGAAGCGCCAAGGCGCACCGAGGACCCGAUACCCGUAUCGAGGAUCUUCAAUCCGAUCACUCCCCAAGAGAUAAUGGGCAGAAUCAGGCGAAUCAAAAACGACUCGGCAGCGGGCCCUGACGGGGUAACGAAGGAUGACCUGAGAGGAAGAGGAGUCAGCAUAGCCCUCUCCAAGCUGUUCAACUCGAUCCUGCUAGCGGGUUACUACCCAAAGGCAUGGAGAGAGAACAGAACAACCCUUCUGCCGAAGCCAGACAAAGAUCCUGCUGACGUUAAGAACUGGCGGCACAUUACGAUCAGCUCAAUGGUUAGUCGAGUCUACUCAGGCUUGCUUGACCAGCGAGUGAGGGCCAUCAUUAAGCAGUGUGAUCGGCAGAAAGGAUUCACCGAGGAAAAUGGCUGUUUCAGCAACAUACAGUUGUUGGAUGAUGCCGUAUCGAACGCAAAGAAGCGGGCGGUGUCAUUACUAUCUUGGAUGUUUCGAAAGCAUUCGAAUUCGACACUGUCCCGCAUGCCGUGA